Molecule: messenger RNA, 3022 nt
Organism: Mugil cephalus (flathead mullet)
Lineage: Eukaryota; Metazoa; Chordata; Actinopteri; Mugiliformes; Mugilidae
Gene: gata5
Product: GATA binding protein 5
Exons: 7
Coding region: 496-1641 (381 amino acids)
Biological process (GO): negative regulation of transcription by RNA polymerase II; cell fate commitment; positive regulation of transcription by RNA polymerase II
Cellular component (GO): nucleus
Molecular function (GO): DNA-binding transcription factor activity, RNA polymerase II-specific; zinc ion binding; RNA polymerase II cis-regulatory region sequence-specific DNA binding
Source: RefSeq, a predicted model, not a curated record
CGGGCUGCGUCACGUGUUUUUCUCCCGUACAAAUUUUCCAGUAGGAGAACGAAUAGGAGCACACCCAUAUCAGCAAUUAUCAGCGACAGCAACUAUCUCCAGAUAUACGGAAAGGAAGAGGAGCGUCGCGCAGUAGUCCGGGAUCCUCUCUACCAGCAACAAAAAAAACUUUGGUUAACUUUGGUCGUUACGCGCAACUUUUACGCACCGAAUCCGAGACAUUCGCUGAAGCUCCAUCUUCCGUCUCUAUGUGCGUGGAGUGACACCGCUUGCCCACCGCGCUCCUAUAUUGAGGUUUGGGGACCCGCUCAAGGACCGGACCGCUUUAUCACCCGACCGUCCUUAUCUGGGAAGGAUUCUCCAUUUUUAAAAAAGACAUUUGCACAAGAAGAAAGUUCCUCAGGAGAGGGGGAAAGAAUCUUUACGCGUGGCUUCCACCUCCUCCUCAUCCUCCUCAGGACUCCACACAGGACGUAAAAAAAUAAAUUUGGUAAAAUGUAUCAAAGUCUGGCCCUUACGUCCAACCAGUCCCCUUACGCGCACGACACCGGGAAUUACAUGCACCCCACGGCCAGCUCUCCGGUCUACGUGCCCACCACCAGAGUUCCAGGCAUGCUGCCCACCCUGCCCUACCUGCAGACCUGCGACUCGCCCCAUCAGUCCCACGGCCUCGGCGGACACCACGGCUGGCCCCAGACCGGCGCCGACGGCUCAUCCUUCGCAUCCAGCAGCCCCCACCCCACGCACGGAUUCUCCUACUCCCACAGCCCGCCGGUCAGCACCAACACGGGCCGGGACUCGACCUACCAGAGUCCGCUGGUUUUCGGUAACGGCACCCGGGCCGAUCAGUACGGAGGCGCUCUGGUGCGCUCGGUGGGGGGCUCCUACUCCAGCCCUUACGCGUACAUGAGCCCGGAGAUGGCGACGUCCUCCUGGACGCCGGGACCGUUCGAGAGCGGGGUGAUCAGUCUGCAGGGCCGCCAGGGAGGUCUGUCCGGGAGAAGGUCCAGUCUGGAGCUGAUGGACGACAUGUCCACCGAGGGCAGAGAGUGCGUCAACUGCGGCUCCGUGUCCACGCCGCUGUGGCGCAGGGACGGGACGGGCCACUACCUGUGCAACGCCUGCGGCCUCUACCACAAGAUGAACGGCAUCAACAGGCCGCUCAUCAAGCCGCAGAAGAGACUGACCACGUCCCGCCGGGCCGGUUUGUGCUGCACCAACUGCCACACCAGCACCACCACGCUGUGGAGGCGCAACGCUGAGGGGGAGCCCGUCUGCAACGCCUGUGGCCUCUACAUGAAGCUGCACGGGGUGCCCAGACCUUUGGCCAUGAAGAAAGAGAGCAUUCAGACCAGAAAGCGUAAACCCAAGAUGCCCAAGAAUAAAACCUCCACAGGAUCCGUGACCUCUGACACCAGCUCCCCUCCCUCCCUCUCAGCCUCAGAACACGCCUCCACCAUCAAGAGUGAACCCAACAUGGUGCCGUCACCCUACGCCGGACAGACCGUCACAUCCGCCACCCAGACGUCUUCUCAGUUGGACAGCACAGGAUCGGGACACGUGGACAUUAAAUACGAGGACUAUCCCUUCACUCCGACCUCCUUGGCCCAGAAUUCCUGGUGCGCUCUGUCCCAAGCGUGAGCGGCCUCUGCUAACGGGAACCGCCACCUCCCACCCCCCCCACACACACACACUGACUCACUUUGCCUCCAUUAGCGAGGCCCCUCCCUCCGUCACUGUGAUUCCUGAGCUGUGGACAAAAAGCGAAGCAGCGUCCUCGAAGGAGAGCGACGUAGCAUCCGAGGGCCACGCGAGAGAACUCUUUGCUGUAUUAUAAACUGUAACACACUGGCUCUGGAACCCAGACACCACGGACCAACAACGACAACGACGACAACAACAACAACAACACAGCUCAGAGCUAAGAAUCGACCCCUGAACGGAACCGAACACAGGGAAAGACGAGGGUCCAGUUCUGGCUCAUAAGUGACUUUUUGUAUCAUUUCUCACAUGUUACUGUCACAGAAAAAAAAGGAAACAAGAAAAUGGACAGAAAACACCUUUUUUUUUUAAUUUUAUGGCUGUUGAACGUGACUCAUUACCAACGCGUAGAUGAUUAACUUUUAUAGGGACAUUAUUUAUGUUGAGAUAAGAGACAGUUAAAAGUCACUGUGGACACUAAAACCCGGCCGGUUAUAACCCACUGCUCGGUGUUCCCCUCAUACACAUAAUGAGCUGUGAUGCUUGGAUCUCAUUAGGUUUUUUUUAAUGUUUAUUUUUCGACGAGUCAUUUGAAAUUCGGCUGCAUAUCAGAAGUUUUACCCUUUUAUCGCUUUUGACAUUAAUUCAAGUGCAAUUACUCAAAUGUUCUCGUCCAAAACUGAAGGCACAAGAAAAAAAAAUAUUAUAAAAAUAAUAACCUAACUUUGUGUAUUUUGUCGAUAUAUAAGGGAAUUUUAUUGUUUUAAUUUUCCUAAGAGCUUUUUCUUUCUGUUUCCUCCUUUUUUUUUUUUUUUUUUGAUGCCCUUGGAAUCUGUUCAGGUUUAAUAAACUGAUUCACAUUUUAUACAUUUGAAGCUUCGUUUGGUUUCCCAGUGGAUUUCACCAGUGUCCAAUCUUGUGUUUUGAGAUUUAUUUUCACGAUAUUAAAAUAAUGCAGUUUUUCUUUGACUUUCCACCUUGGCCCUGUCACAUGCUCCAUUACUCCACCACUCAAAUAUGUUCUUUUAAACAGGGUUACCAUAAAAUGUGUAUUUGCCAGUAAUUUAAAAAAAAAAUUAUUAAAGAAUGUUUUAGCCAUUUUUACUACUGCCUCGUGAAGCGAUAUUGAUGCAUAUUUCAAAUGUUAAUCCAUUAGCUACUUAAACCAACUAGCUAAACCGGGAAUCCUAGAUUGGUAGCAAAGAUUUCUACAAUGUAAUGUCAUUUAAUUAAAAACUAGAAACAUAAAAUAAGUGACCGCAUAAAUAUCCACCUCGUUCUGUGGGGUCUCCAUCAAACUUGCACAUCUGGACACAUUCUU